Molecule: messenger RNA, 1074 nt
Organism: Zingiber officinale
Lineage: Eukaryota; Viridiplantae; Streptophyta; Magnoliopsida; Zingiberales; Zingiberaceae
Exons: 1
Coding region: 1-1074 (357 amino acids)
Source: RefSeq, a predicted model, not a curated record
AUGGGCGUCCAUCGUCACCUCGGCCUCGGCGGCGCCGUGCAUCUUGGGAACAACCGCCUCGUCAUCCGCCUACCGGACCUCUGCCUCGUCCGGCUCAUCGCACGGUCGGUUCUCCUUGCCGCUACCGUCUUCUCCUUUGCCGCCGUCCUCCAGUACGGUGACGGCGAUCGAUCAGGCGAUGCGGGCGCUAGCUUCCUGCCGAACCGCCUCAGCUUCCUUGGCCGGCGCGGCCUGCUCCGAGCCGAGGACCACGACUUCUUCCUCCGCGAUGCAAGCAAGGGAGGUGCAGAGGCGUUACCCUCUGACUUUGUAAUAUCCGCCUCGGCCGGCGAUUUCGAGCGUGCCGACCUCGCGGCCGUCCGAUUGGGACGCGACCCAUCGGAAUCCUUCCGGACACCGGUGAACUACGCCGUGGAUUAUAUCGGACAGACCGGUUCCGCCGCCAUGGUGGCGAUGCUGAAGAAGACUACAAUCGACGGGGGCCUGAGAGUUCGACGGCUUCUGUCUGUCCCGGUGGCAAAGAAAGAGGCGCUGAGCGGGCUAGAAGAAGUACUUCUGGAGCCUCCGGGUCCGGGGCGGCUGGGAUGGCGGCGGAAGGCGAGGUACCUACCGGUGCUGACAGGGGACGCGCUGGACGGUUACCCUCGUCGGGUUUUCGUGGAGGUGGCCCCAGCCGGCGCAUCCGGGAACGGCGCGGCGUGGUUCGAGCGCAACUACCCGACGAUGGGGCGUGCCUUCGAGUUCAUCCACGUGGAGGUGAAGGAGGAGGAGGCGACGGCGGAAGCGGAGCCAGAGGCGGGAACCCCAUCGCUGGCGGAGUGGCUGGAGCGGAACGUGAAGGAGGAGGAGUACGUGGUGGUGAAGGCGGACGCUACGGCGGUGGAGGAGGUGGUAGGGGAGGGAUCGAUCGGGUUGGUGGACGAACUGUUCCUGGAAUGCGACCACCAGACGGGAGAGACGGAGGAGGACGAGGCGAAGAUGGGCCGCCGCCGCCGCCCGUACUGGGAGUGCCUGGCGCUCUACGGCAAGCUGAGGGACGCCGGCGUGGCGGUUCAUCAAUGGUGGAGCUUUUAA